Molecule: messenger RNA, 1266 nt
Organism: Anopheles marshallii
Lineage: Eukaryota; Metazoa; Arthropoda; Insecta; Diptera; Culicidae
Product: phenoloxidase-activating factor 2-like
Exons: 3
Coding region: 1-1266 (421 amino acids)
Biological process (GO): proteolysis
Molecular function (GO): serine-type endopeptidase activity
Source: RefSeq, a predicted model, not a curated record
AUGACACCUUUCGGUAAAGCACUGGUCGCAAUUGCGAUCGUUGGCCUCGCCCACGCCCAACAGCCGAUCGAUAAGAUCUUCUUCCCCGAGAAUGAUACGAUCCUAAAUUUUGCGAAUCGUGUUGGCGAGGGCGAUACCAGUGGCUUCCAGGCAGGCCAAGCAGAUCCACUGGACGCUAUUACGCCGACCGUGCGGCCCCAAACGCUACUGACGGCGCAAGGUGAACGAUGCACUUGCGUACCUUACUUCACCUGCCAACCGCAGCCCGAAUUUGCCGAGCAGAACAAGUUCAACGAGAUCAAUGUCAACUACAAUCCCGAAAGCUGCCAGGAUGUGCUGGAUGUUUGCUGCCGGGAUGUGGAUUCGUUGGUGGUACCGAUGAACAAUACGCCCGGUGAGCCGCCGGUCGGACGUCCCCGUGGUUGCGGGCUUCGCAACAUCGGUGGAAUCGAUUUCACGCUGACUGGCAACUUUAACAAUGAAGCCGGGUUUGGUGAGUUCCCGUGGACGGUGGCCAUCGUUAAGGUGCAGGAUGGAAGCAGCAGCUGUGGCGGUUCCCUGAUUCACCCGAACCUCGUCCUCACCGGUGCGCACUGUGUGCAGGGUUUCCGACAGGGUCAGCUGAAGGUACGGGCCGGCGAGUGGGACACGCAGACGACCAAGGAACGUUUGCCGUACCAGGAGCGAAUGGUGACGCGUGUCAACAGCCAUCCCGACUUUAAUCCACGCAGUCUUGCCAACGAUAUCGCCGUUCUCGAGCUUGAACAGCCUAUCCAGCUGGCGGAACACAUUAACGUGGUCUGUCUACCGCCAGUUAACUUCGAUACGCGUCGUACGGAUUGCUUCGCCAGCGGCUGGGGCAAACAUCAGUUUGGCAAGGCGGGCCGCUACAGUGUGAUCAUGAAGAAGGUACCACUGCCACUGGUACCUUCCUCGACCUGUGAACGGCAGCUGCAAGCAACGCGACUCACGUCACGCUUCCGGCUGCACCAAACAUUCAUCUGUGCUGGCGGUGAGCGUGGUGUCGAUACGUGCGAAGGCGAUGGUGGUGCACCGCUCGUGUGUCCGAUCGGUGCGGCCAGCGAAAACCGGUACGCACAGGUCGGCAGUGUUGCUUGGGGCAUUGGCUGUCACGAUGCCGUACCAGGGGUCUACACAAACAUCAUUCUCUUCCGUUCCUGGAUCGAUAACGUGGUACGGACGCUAGGUUUCGACACGACCGUGUACGAUGCAACGCAGUCUGUGUUUUCGAGCCUGUUCGCCUAA